AUGGUUCGGUAUAAAGCACGCCAAAGAAUUAGUGCAAAAGGAGCUCUAGCUCAUCCGUACUUCGACAGAGAAGGCCUAUUAGCUUUGUCCUUCAUGCAGAAUCUACGGCUCCAAUUCUUCCGAGCUACACAACAGGACUAUGGUGAAGCUGCUACAUGGAUUGUUCAGCUCAUGGCAAAAUCAGGAACAGAGCGUGAUGGAGGCUUCACUGAAGCACAGCUGCAGGACCUCAGGGAAAUUGAGCCUAAGAAAAAGUCAAGUGCGAAGAGGAAUGCCCUUGCAUCGGUUCUUCGGCUCCAAAGGAAGAUUAUUAGGACAAUAAAUGAGAGUGUUGAUGAACUUAACCAGCGCAGGAAGAGUUUGUGGUGGAGAAAAUGGAUCCCAAGAGAAGAAUGA
Molecule: messenger RNA, 396 nt
Organism: Fraxinus pennsylvanica
Lineage: Eukaryota; Viridiplantae; Streptophyta; Magnoliopsida; Lamiales; Oleaceae
Source: the annotation of a GenBank genome assembly